Schizosaccharomyces japonicus yFS275 is the source of this 4139-nucleotide messenger RNA. RefSeq names its product RNA-binding protein Puf3. Lineage: Eukaryota; Fungi; Ascomycota; Schizosaccharomycetes; Schizosaccharomycetales; Schizosaccharomycetaceae. The record is from RefSeq and is a predicted model, not a curated record. The coding region runs from base 364 to 2886 and encodes 840 amino acids. Gene Ontology annotation, biological process: nuclear-transcribed mRNA catabolic process, deadenylation-dependent decay. The transcript is spliced from 3 exons. Gene Ontology annotation, molecular function: RNA binding. Gene Ontology annotation, cellular component: cytoplasm.
CUGUUCAAUGAUUCGACUUUUUGUGUUUGUUUACCACUAUAUCGAUCCAUCGCCAAAACAGAACAACUGGCUAUUCCGCCCCCAAAAUUGUAAAUCAAGGGUAUGUAGGGCCUCGUUGAAGUUGUACAGUAUCGCUGUAUCUGCUGGUCGGAUCUGUUUCCGGUUGCGUCGUUGUUUGUCUCACUGACUUCUGCUUCCGUCUCUUUUAUAUCCCGCCCGAAGUGUCCAUUUCGACUUCAUCCCAGCACAUUUUUUCACACAAAUUACAGAUUUGUAGACACUGAGAACGGCUGUAGUUGAAUUGCACAAGACAUCGUUGUACAGUGAUUAAGCUUGGGUUUUGUCUGUACAUAUGCUCCUGUCAUGGGUCAGCUGUCUGAAUUUCGAGCCUCGGAUCCUAAUGCUUAUUCACAAAAGCUCGGAUUCAAGACAGAGAGUGAAGCUUUACAUGCUUGGAAAUUAGAACGUAACGGCAUGGGAGUCUCGAAUGAAUGGCAUUUUCCGUCCAUUUCUCAGAUGGGUUCUCAUUCUACAACCGUGUCUCCAAGUGCUGCAACGGUAACAAACGCCUUUUUUCCAAGUCCACCGCCAUCAGCGUUGCCUCAAGAUUAUCACGAUGUCAGUGGAAUGUUUGGAAAUGGUCCAAGACAGUCAUUGACUGAGCCGAGUAGUAUUGACAGCGGCUUUCUUCGUUCUUCCCAGUCAUCAUCUUCCCUGAGUGGGUUUACGCCGACACACACAACUGUUCUCCACCCUUUUUCUUCCGUUGAUUUGAAUGGAAAAGGUUCUGUCGGUUCUCAGGACGGCAAAAUGAACAGCUUCUCUCGACUCAGUGUGGAUGAGAACGUAUUUCGAAAAUCGAGUUCUUCUUCUCUUAUCGGACAAGGACCGGCUUCCUCCAUUGGGUCUCUUCCUUCUGCGAAGUUGUCUAGCAGCUACAAAGGCAACCUCAACAAUUUUCUUGGUUAUCGGAUACCCAAUAGCGCUCCUAUUUUAUUUGACCAUGGAAUUCAUUCACAAUCUGUUUCGCUUCCUCCGACACAGAACGAUUUUCCGUCUCCGCUUGGGGAGCCAGCUACGAAUUCGCAUAAAAUGUUCCCACUCGAACAGCAACAGCAUUCUUCUCGUUCUGAAGACCUGCUUUAUUCCCCCUCAAAUACUGCAGCUGCUUUUAAUUCUUCCCUUCUUUCACGACACAAUAGUUUGCGCCGAAGGUCAAGCCUGAUUGCCGGAUCAUCGCUGUCUCAAAGCAACAAACAGGUCCACUCCCCCUUGGAAUACUGGCCUCCCUCCUCGCAGGGGAUGUCUCAAGGAAUACCUGCUCAAUCACGUUCUCUUUCUUACAAUUUCUCACCGGAGCAUCAAGCUUUUAUGACUUCGCCUACGGAGCAACCAACACCCUCGGAUAUUGUUGCUACGUCGCCAUACCAUAGCUCAUUAAAUUCUCCAUUUGCUUCAGCAAAUACGUUUCAGUCAAAACUUCCAGACUCCUCUGGGCUUUCAAAUAUUGGUUCGGCCGUCGCUUUUGGUCCGAAUGGUACUUCUCAUCAUAGUAAAUUUCGUCCGCACGUAGCGGAGCAGCAUCAACCGAAUUUCCAUUUCGGGAAUCCAACCGAUGAAAUCUUUGAACUGGAAUCCAAAUCUGCUAGCGCCCCCAUACGUGCACAUUCGCCUACAUCUGCGGGGUUAUCGAAUGCUGUUGGUCACUUAGUCUUGUCCGGCAACUCUUCUUCAUUCAUGUCUUCAAAGCAAGUUUCCUAUUCUUCCGAGGAAAAGCAAUCUGAUUCCGCUACGGAUUACACCACUCGAAACAAAAUCCUUCACGAUAUUCGAAACAAUAAACAUAAGAAGCUCGAAAUUAAACAACUUGUCGGGCAUCUCGCUGCUUUUAGUACGGAUCAACAUGGCUCGAGAUUCUUGCAGCAAAAAAUUGAAACUUGUUCUGACGAAGACAGAGCCCUGCUGUUUCACGAUAUUGUGAACGGCAAUUGUUUACAACUUAUGAUGGACGUUUUUGGAAACUAUGUUGUUCAAAAGCUCUUGGAGUUUGGCACAGACGAACAACGAGAGGUAUUCACUGAAAAAAUGAAGGGUCAUGUGCUCACAUUAUCACUGCAAAUGUAUGGUUGCAGGGUUGCACAAAAGGCGCUUGAACACAUCCCCUUGAAUCGCCAAGUUGAGCUCAUUCAAGAACUUGACGGUGACGUCCUUAAAUGUGUUAAGGACCAAAACGGAAAUCAUGUUAUUCAAAAAGCCAUUGAAUGCAUUCCUUAUGGACAUUUACAGUUUGUUGUGGAUGCUGUAAUGCCCAAUGUGUAUAACUUAUCUUCCCACCCAUACGGGUGCCGUGUUAUCCAACGUAUCAUUGAACAUUUUGCGGAUGCUCGAAGCAGUGUAUAUCUUCAGCUGCAUACCCAAAUACUACACCUUGCUCAGGACCAGUACGGAAACUACGUGAUUCAACAUCUGAUGAAGAAGGGUUCACCUUCCGAACAGAGAGAAAUUGUUGAAGUAGUUCUUGGAAAUGUUUUGCAUUUGAGUCGCCAUAAGUUCGCUUCUAAUGUUGUGGAAAGAUGCAUCUCAUACUGCAGUGACACUGAUCGUGAACGGUUCUUUAACAGCUUACUUGGUGAAAACGAGGACGGCGACACAUACUUGCUCAAUCUAAUCAAAGACAAGUAUGCGAAUUAUGUGAUCCAAAAGCUUAUUGAUGUGUCAAAACCUGAGUUGAGGGAUCGUAUAAUUACAGUUCUUAAUCCUCAUCUAAACGUACUAAAAAAUUAUACAUAUGGAAAACAUCUGUAUUUAGUUGUUGAGAAAUUUCAACGAGGCAAUGCAGAAGAACCUUCUGAAAAUUCUAAAACUGUUAUGACCAAUAUGCCCUAAUAUUACGUGCACGAAUGUUUGCAUACGUUUUCCUUUUUCCUUUUUUUUGUAUUUUCGUUGACGUUUUUGUUCUUUGUUGGCACUUUUACGCUUCACUUGUUGAAGCUGUUGUCUUGCAACUAAUAUCUUUUUUUUUCUUUUGGAUUAGGUAAGGUUUUUCUCGCUUACUCUGUUUUGUUUUAUUAAAUAGUUGCUUCGGGAAGUUCUGGAACCUGAUGCCUCUCUCCCUGGCAAUUGCUGUCUGUUUCAGAUACUUUUUUCACAUGAUUACGCUUGCUCCAGACAACGUCUGAGCCUUUAGUCUGUAGCGUUAUGGGGCAAAAUUCUGUUAAUAUAUUCAAGUGUAUUUAAAUGAAAAGAAAACGUUGCUUACUCCCUUACUGUUCUUGUGGAGCACAAUUAGCAGCCUCAUCUAAAUGUGAAGUGUCACCAAAACAAUGAAUGUGUCCUCCUUCCUUAGAGAGAAGCUCAAUUUCAGUAACACCAGUGUUACUUGUAAUAAAUUUCUUUUCAUGUUUCUCUUUUUCAAAGGUAAAACCCUUCUCUUGCAUGAAAUGGUCACGAAGAGCAUUGAUAACGCCUCCAUGGCAUAGCACAACGACGCACUUCUUCUGUCCGUACAAUGGAAUGAUCUUUUCGUCCCAAAACUUCAGCAACCGUUUCAAAAGGCUGCUGUAACCUUCGCCAAAACGGUCUGGGUGAUUCUCUGCCAAGAGCUUCUUUGCUUCAGCGACUGGCAUUCCCUCAAGUUCACCAAAGACGCGCUAUUUGUUAAUUACUUGAACCAAAGAUACACGGAUAAUUUGUCCAAACAGUGAACAGACAAAGUGUAGCAGUGAGAGCAAACAAACAGUUUAUAAAUAGAUACUCCAACAAGUUUUACAUACCUCACGGAUUAAGUCUGAGUAUUCAAUUGGAACAUCAGGGCGAGUCUUAACGAACGGAGCAAUCGUCUUCGAUGGUCAAUAUUGGAAAAUCAUUAUAACACAAUGUUUUUACCUGUUUGCAACGCGACAUUGUACUGCAAAAGACCUGGUCUACAUCGAGUUUUGCAAGUCUUUUAGCCACUAAUUCUGCUUGUUGCUUGCCAUCCGCGUUUAAUUCCGCAUCGAAAGAUCCUUGCUAGAAAAAUUGUCAGAAAACGUUACAUAAAAAAGAAAGCCACGAACCAAAAUCUUCGCCUUAUUUCUGUCAGUUUCACCGUGACGAACGAGAAAGACGCGCAUUCUGUGAUAUGUGAAGGACAAACCGUU